AUGUCUCCAAUCGAUUUCAUUCGACGGCCCUGGGUUUGGCUCAAAGCCUUAAGCCAAUACGAGUGCGUGUGCAGUGCUGCUCCUAACUUCGCCUUCGGGCUGGUGACACGGAAGAUGCCUGAUAACGUGUAUAAUCAGCUAGAUCUUUCCCAUGUGACGGGAAUACUAUCCGGAGCGGAGCCUGUCCGGAGGCAAACAGUGGAACAGUUUGUUGAGAAAUUUGGCCCGAAAGGCAUCAAACCGUGUACUGUUGCUCCAGCGUACGGUCUUGCCGAGCACACACUUAUUGUUACUGGAAGAGGGGACUGGCAAACCAGUGCGACUAUCCUUUACGUUGACGCACUGAAGUUACGAGCUGAACGUAUUGUCAGAAUCUUCACCCCUGAGGAAGCUGCUUCUAAGCCAGCGGGCGACGUGCAGGACGUUGUCAGCUGUGGCUUUCCAUUUAAAGGUGUCACUGGUGAGCCUUAUUUUCAUUUACUUUACCACAAAACAAGCAUGAGCGCAACAAAACCCAGGAGAAUGGGCAUUUGCUUUUCGUGGGUGUCUGCAGUAAAAAUUGUGGACCCGGAGACUGAUCAAGAGUUACCAGAUGGGCACGUCGGGGAAAUCAUUGCAUUUAGUGAAUCUGUGGCUCUGGGAUACUUCAACAAGCCGGAACAGACAAGCCAAACAUUCCAUGUAUCUGUGAAAGAUGCGAAAGGAAACAGCACUCCGGCAAGUGGGCUCCGCACUGGAGAUUGUGGAUUUAUGUAUAAUGGAGAGCUGUACGUAACCGGCCGAUUCAAAGAUAUUAUUAUCAUUAGAGGCCGAAAUUAUUACCCGUCAGACAUUGAAGAGGCAAUUUUAGAAGUGCCUCAAAUUCGUCCAGGCUGCGUAGCUGCAUUUGCGAUCGAGGCGGACUCAAAUGAAGUGCUAGGCAUUGCUGCCGAGCUCCGUGUAGAAGACGGUUUAAAGGGUGUCUGGGCCCGGGUCCGCCGGCAGCUCUUUGAUAGGUCCAGCUAUGACCAAAUAGUUAAGAAUAUCUGUCGAACGGUCGCUACCAGUACCGGCCUCAGUGUGCACAGAGUUUGGCUCCUGAGACCGCGAAGCCUACCAAAAACAAGCAGUGGGAAACUCAGGAGAUCUCUUGCCCGAGAAAAACUGCUUGAAGGCAAGUUGGAUGGCGUUAUUCAUACGUAUACACAUCAUGCUCACCAAACUGAAGCAGUCUCAAACGCCGCGAGAGCAGGAACCCAAGCUCCCCUCAAAUCUCCCACUCAGCAGCCUUGUGAAGCGGGACACAAGGGCCACGACGAAUCUGGACCGACACACGAGGCCAUUGUCAAGGCAGUGAGGGAAGCGGUGAUCGAUGCAGCGAAGAAUGUAUUGGGGGACGACGGCGAGUUGCCGGAUAUGCAGGCCCCACUCCAUGAAUUAGGAGUUGAUUCAAUUGCUGCUGUAGAGCUAGCGGAGCUUGUUUCUGAAAGGUUAAAUAUCGACAUCGAGCCGACGCUGAUGUUUAAUUACCCGACGAUGGAGGACAUUAUGGAGUUCCUAGUGCGUGAAAUUGAGGGUAAAGGGGCCGAAGAGGCACUCACUAUCAACACGAACACCACGGACACGACAAUGGCCGUUGUAGGCGCCGCAUGCAACUUGCCAGGAGGCAGCACUACUCUCAGUUCAUUCUGGGACGCUCUUAUGUGCGGUGUCGAUGCAAUGGUAGAGGUGCCGCGGUCCAGAUGGGAUGUGGAGGACUAUUUCGAUCCAGACCCAGAUGCAGAAGGCAAGAUGUACAUUCGAGAAGGCGGUUUUAUUGAGAACGCCGAGUUUUUUGACGCGUCUUUCUUCAGGAUUUCAUUGGCUGAGGCAUCGAGUAUGGAUCCCCAACAACGGCUUCUUUUAGAGGUCGGCUAUGAGGCCCUGCAUGACAGUGGUUUCGACAAGGAGACUUUGUUGAGGGCAAAUAUUGGGACAUUUGUGGGAUGCUGCUGCAAUGAAUGGCAGCAAACAUGCGCUCAGAUGGGUCUUGGAAUCAGUAGCUUUACGGCGACGAGCCACGCACCGUCCAUUUUAUCCAAUCGAAUAUCGUACACUCUUGGGAUGCUGGGCCCAUCGUUAACUGUGGAUACCGCGUGCUCGUCUUCCCUUGUAGCGCUGCAUAUAGCCAUCCAGGAACUUAAGGCAGGAAGCUGCUCCUGUGCAUUGGUCGCUGGUGUGAACCUCAUGCUCUCUCCAAAUGUCACCGUAGCGUUCUGCAAGGCUCGCAUGAUGGCUCCUGAUGCACGCUGCAAAACAUUUGAUGCCAGUGCGAAUGGCUAUGUUCGUGGAGAAGGACUUGGUGCCAUUGUAAUCAAGCCUCAUACGGAAGCAAUGAAAGACAGCAGUCGCAUCCUCUGUAUCGUUCGAGGGACAGCCGUCAACCACGGAGGGCGGGCGGCCAGCCUGACAGCCCCUAGCGGCCCAUCCCAAGAACGAAUUAUUCGAACGGCGCUUCGUAAUGCUUCCGUAGCUCCGGAUGAGGUGCUGUUUGUCGAGACACAUGGAACUGGAACGCCUCUGGGGGACCCGAUAGAGAUCGGAGCCCUCAAGUCCGUGUUUAGGUCUAGCAGGGACUCCCCUCUUCUCUUGGGUGCAGUUAAGACCAACAUUGGACAUCUUGAGGGUGCUGCAGGUAUUGCAGGGUUUCUAAAGGCUGCCCUUGCUCUUCGCUAUGAGCAAAUGCCCCCUAAUCUCCACUUUAAAACGUGGAAUCCGCACAUUGACCUCAAGGGCGCGAAGUUCGUAUGCCCUGUGGUUGCGCUCCCAAUAACACCGGCAACAGGGAAACCCAGGAUUGGUGGCGUCAGUUCGUUCGGAUUUGGAGGGGCCAAUGCUCACGUGUUAUUACAGGAAGCACCUCAUCCUUGCGUCGGAAGGAGACCAUAUAAGGCUCAAAAGCCCACACUGGUGUGCUUCAUGUUCGGUAGUCAAGGGGUGGAAAGCCUGCAAAAAUGUCGCAUGCUCUAUGACAGCGAUCCAGCCUUUGCAAAAGCCCUCAACGAGUGUGGGGACAUACUUAAGCGUUUGGUCAGCGUUCCACUGCUGUCCAUCCUUUUCUCCGAGCAAGACUUGCCCAGGUCCGGAGAGAGGGCACAUGGCAAACAAAGCCAGCAGUGGCUUCGGCAAACGCGGUUCGCGGAUCCCGCACUCUUUUCUUUCGAGUAUGCUAUUGGAAGAAGUCUGAUAUCUCAGGGCGUCAAACCUGAUGCAGUAAUGGGAAUCGGUGUUGGUGAAUUCGUUGCCGCUGCAAUAGCGGGAGUGAUGAGUCUUGAAGACGGGCUCCGAGUUGCAUGUCAACGAGCCAAGCUUGUUGAUACUUUCCUUCCAGCUGAUGCUGUGGCCGCAGCGUGUAGGGUGGGCGAGAAAGACGUGGAGAUGGCAAUUUCCGACGCUGGGGGAGCAGCGGGGUCUACUUCAUCCGUUGCAAUUUCUGUUGUCUACGGCCAGAAGCAACUGGUGUUGAGUGGAGUUCAGUCGGAGCUGGAGUCGGUUUUGAUGAAGCUAGACAUAGCCGGCCGGUUUAAGUACCUGCCCGACCGUUUGAGCUUUUCAUCGCCAUUACUAUCAGACGUAGUCACUCCCCUUGCCCGGAUAAUUGGAAACGUUAAACUUUCCCGUCCCACCAUCAAAAUGAUCUGCGCAACAACUGGUGAAUUCUGCGACGAACAAGUCCUCAGCGCCCACUACUGGACCCGCCAUCUGAUACGGACAGUGCGGCUUGAUCAGUGCAUCAGUAAUCUUGUGUCUGCCGGAUGCAAGCUGCUCGUGGAAAUUAAUGGCCGGGCAGCCCUGAUCAAAAUGGGCCAGCAGAGCGUCGACGAAAUGGCGAAAGAUGUCGAAUGGGUGUUUGCCUUCCCAGCGGCUGAAGAGGAGACAAGCGAACGACAGGCGUCUAUUGUUCAAAACUGUUUAGCAGUCAUGGAUAGAGUAGGAGAGCAGCUUGAAAUGGAACAUGGCCUCCAUGGGCAGGAUGAACUGAUUUAUCACAGGAAACCGAUUCCUUGGGUGCAAAUUCCUCACCCGCUUGUGGGGAAACAUCGCAAACUGGGGGACGGAGAAUUCUUGUUCGAGACUUCUUUCCCUCGUCGAGCAGUGCCACUGUUUGCUGACCACAUGGUAAACGGGAAGGCUAUGAUGCCCGGCAUGGGUAUGGCAGAAAUCGUUGCUAGUGCCGCCUUCGCGCUGGACCUCAAAACCCCUUCAGGGGCAGUCGCACUAGAGAAUGCAUUUUUUGAGAGGCCGAUGAUGAUCGGUUCGCAGCGUGUCACCUACGAAUUCAAUACCCGAGCAGGAAGUCGCAACUGUGGCAGGCUUAGCCCUCGCACAGUUCGGACUCCAAGAAGAGUAAAUGAUGCCUACGUCCGUAGACCACGGGCAGACAGUGACUCGCGCGGUUUCUCAACUCCGGCACUAGCCAGCCCAUCUCUGGCUCCAAGUACUUGGCUUGUUUCACCAGUCAGCAGCAAGGAGAGUACCCCCAAGCUAGCAUCGUCAGAUCCGCGUUCAAAGGAUAUGAAGCUCAAAGUGGAGCUGGAGGAGGUCACUCAAUCUCUUUUGUCGAGCCGAGGGGCACUACCUGAUGACCAGGUCGUUCCUCAAGAUGUUGAGAUGACAAUUCGUUGCCACAUCAUGAAAAACUUGAACGUUGAGUUGAGUAGUGUUUGGGACGACGAAACGAAUGUUCACUGCAGCGCGCGGAUUGUUCUUGGGGAACAGAACAAAGAGGACGCAACCCCAUCGUUAAAGGAGCUCCAAGCGCGAUGCAAUCAGCCCGUCUCGAUUGGCCAAUUGUACGAGUCUUUAUUUGACUUGGGACUUCAAUACGGGCCGAGAUUCCGGUCCGUCCACAGCAUUUCUCGUUCGGAGUCUGAGGCAUUAGCUCGCUUGAUGUUGCCGGAAGGCUGCAAACAGGACUCAUUUGAGAGCGGCUUCUUAGUGCACCCUGCCCUUCUUGAUGGGGCGCUCCACGUUGCUGCCGCCCUCAUUGGACGACAUGCUUCUCGCGCUCACGUGUCUAUGGUUCCAGUUGGCGCUGGUCGUAUAUGGCUGCGAAAGCUGGAGGGUAAGGCAGGCUGCUGGGCGCACGUAGAGUUGGUAGAAUGCCGGUCGCGCUCAGCAGUGGUAAAUGUUAGGAUUUUUGACGAUAGCUGGCAGACAGUAGCGGCACUUGAAAAGGUUGCCCUUAGAAACAUUGACAUUGGGGGUAGCGUAGGUGCGAGCAUCCCGCGUGACCUUAUUUGGAAGGUUAGGUGGGACAAAAGAGCGGAAUUGACUACCCAGAUACAGGACCAUGCAGUUGGCAAAGGGCCAGUGCUGGUUCUUGGAGGCAGCUUGCAGCUGAUGGAGGCGCUGUCGAAUGCACUUGGGGGGGAUGACUACGGCAGGGUGCUUAGUGUUGAAGAUAUUCCUUCGACGAGGAGCAAAGUUCAGGAGCUUCUCACAAGUGGCAGAUGGAGAGCUAUCGCCUUUGUAGAAGCUUUGACAGCUGAUGAGUAUGCAGCGCUGGAUGUCCCACAUGCAGCUAUUCGCCUCCUCCAAGCAUACGCCGCUCUGCUUAACAAUGGAGCAACAAUGCCCCCCAUGUGGUUCUUCACCAGCGACAUCAUGGAGUCACCAAUAAAGGAAGAACAAACCCCACCGCAACCUGACCUUCCAGCUCACGGUGGACUUUGGGGGCUUGUAAAAGCUGCACGAUUAGAAAUAGAAGUUUCGAUUGGCAGCACGACGCAGAUUGGUUGCCUUGAUAUCGCGCACUUUGAGAAGGAUGAUGACAUGGCGAAGGCUGUUGUCACUUUCCUGCGUUCGAGUAUGGCAACAUCUGAUGAAAAUGAGCUGAUGCUACGAGGCAACACUCUCUAUGCUGCAAGGAUCGAAAAGAGUGAUCUAGCGGUACGAGGUGCUCUGGAGCUGUACAUGCCCGAAAGAGGUGCCAUCUCAAACUUAGUAGUACGGCCGCAAGCUUUUGCAGCCAGGGUCCCACCCGAACACAAUCAAGUUGAAGUUCGCGUUCGGGCAGUUGGUCUUAACUUCCGCGACGUUCUUAAUGUCAUGGACCUAUACCCAGGAGACCCUGGACCCCCAGGUGCCGACUUCGCUGGUACAGUUGUUGCCGUAGGGGACGAAGUGGAACACGUACGUGUGGGAGACCGUGUCUAUGGUAUCGCUCCAGGAGCACUUCGUACCUAUGCAACAACUGAUGCAAAUCUCGUUCGCCGGGCUCCAUCUUCCCUUGGAUUUGAAGAGUCGGCUGCACUGCCGGUUAUUGCCGCUACAGUGGAGUACGCCUUUGGAGAUUUGGCGCAUGUGAAGGCUGGUGACAAAGUACUUGUUCACACGGCAACAGGAGGCGUAGGACUGCUUGCUAUCCAGUACUGCCAAAGGGUGGGGGCGACAGUCUAUGCAACCUGCAGCGGCGGAGCCAAGGAAGAAUACCUGCGGUCCGCUGGAAUUCAGUAUAUCACGACAAGCCGCGAUGCGGCGACUUUUGCAAAGGAUAUGCGUGAGUUCCUAGGGCCAGAUGGGCACGUCGACGUAGUGCUGAACACACUCGUGGACGACUAUAUCCCAGAGUCUCUCAAACUGCUCGGACCAAAUGGACGCUUCAUGGAGUUGGGCAAGAGGGGCAUUUGGACUCGUGAGCAAGUGAAGGAGGCUCGUCCAGAUGUGAUGUAUGAGACAAUAGCUGUGGACACCAUGAUGGAAGAAGACCCCGCUUGGUUUGGUGGAAUGCUUGACAGAAUCCGGGAGAGCGUCGAGAGUGGUCGGCUCUCCAGCCUUCCACUGAAAGUAUUUGACAUGGAAGAUCCUGUUGAGGGAGGAGUGGCUGCAUUUAGGUACCUGCAGAGAGCCCAGCAUAUUGGGAAGGUCGUCGUCAAGUUCCCGAGCUCUAUCGAACCAGUAGAGGACGGGGCUAUUGUCAUAACAGGUGGCCUUGGCGCUCUUGGCUUGGUGGUUGCCGGUUGGCUUGCAGAGGAAGGAGCUCGAAACAUUGUUUUAAUAGCCCGUCGCGAGUCUCCGCCUCCCUCAGGCAGCGUGCCUGAAUGGGACUGGCUGUCAAAUAUCAAUUGUAAAGUAAGCUUCUUCUCUUGCGACGUGUCGAAUUACGAAAGCGUGCGCGGCGUCUUUAAGAAGAUACAGAAGACUGUGGCUCCGAUCAAAGGGAUUUUUCAUGCAGCGGGGGCUCUUGCUGACUCGCUCCUUGACAGCCAGUCACUCGAAGGGCUCCGUCGCGUGUAUUCUGGCAAGGUGUCAGGGGCUUGGAACAUUCAUCGAGUGUGCGAAGAACAGGGCAUCGACAAAGACCUUCGGUUUUUCGUGUUGUUUUCUUCCAUCACAUCGCUUAUAGGAAACGUUGCGCAAGCCAACUAUGCCUCAGCCAAUGCAUGCCUCGAUGCUUUGGCGCAGUGGCGCAGACGAAAAGGCCUUUGCUGCCAGUCAGUCCAGUGGGGACCCUGGAUUGAGCAAGGCAUGGCAGUAGAGAUGAGGCAGCAACUGGCAAGAAAUGGCAUGAAAGGAAUUACAAACGAACUUGGCUUUAGAACUCUCCAUGACGUUCUUCUUCAUCCAGACUGCCCCCCGGUUUUGGCUUGCCAGGCAUUCAAGUGGAGGGCAUUUUUCAUUCGAUAUGUCACUGUCCCCCCGCUUUUUGAAGGGGUCUCGCAGGAGGCGGCAGAUUUACCAGAAUCAUCAGGCAUGACUAUGAAGCACCUUUCUACGGCAGAAAGGAAAGAGUUUAUCAAGGCUCAAGUGGCUGCGGCUGCUCGACAAGUUCUUGGGAGCAGCUCUCCUCCUUCGUUUGACAAGCCUUUGCAGGAUCUCGGAGUGGACUCACUCGGAGCCGUCGAAUUCCGUAACCUUCUCUCCAAAAAGCUGGGUAUGAAGCUCUCCGCAACUACCUUGUUCGAUUAUCCGACUCUUAAUGCAAUUACCGAAUAUGUCUUUGAAGCAACGGGAGAGGACAGCGGCCCAACCGAGAGUGGUGCCGGUUUUCAGAUGGGGCGUGGUGGUGUCCCGCAUGAGGGCCUGGCUAUCGUGUCAGUUGCCUGCAGAUUCCCUGGCAGCUCUGACUCGACAGAAGCAAUGUGGCGCAUGCUCAUGAAUCGUACGGAUUGUAUGAUGGAUAUUCCCCUAAGCCGAUGGAGUGUGCACGAAAUGUACAGCGACGACUUUGAUUUUCCUGGGAAGGCUUAUGUCAAGCGGGCUGCAUUCAUUGAUAACGUAGAGUACUUCGAUAACACUUUAUUCAACAUUACUCCCCCAGAGGUCAAGGCCAUGGACCCUCAACAACGAAUACUGUUGGAGGUAUCCUACGAAAGCUUUGUCUCUGCUGGCUACACCAGAGAAUCCCUCCACAAUGCCAACAUUGGAGUGUUUGUUGGCGUUUGCAACCAUGACUGGGUGUACCUAAUGUCUGAUGACAAGAUAUCUUCCUUUUCCGGCACUGGUUCCGCGGGCUCCAUAAUUGCCAAUCGUCUAUCGUAUGUAUAUGGAUUGAAGGGCCCUUCGGUAGCUGUUGACACAGCCUGCUCAUCUUCCCUCGUUGCAGUGGAUGUUGCAUACGAAAAGGUGGUUCGUGGAGACUGUCAGUCUGCCCUUGUUGCUGGCGCCAACUUGAUGCUUACGCCUCACUUGUUCAUUGCAUUUUGCAAGGCACGCAUGCUUUCCCCUGAAGGCAAGUGUAAGACUUUCGAUGAUUCAGCAAAUGGCUAUGCAAGGGGUGAAGGCGUAGCAGCGGCAAUGAUAGUCCCAUUUAAUGAGGCUCAAGAAGCGAAGAUGGAGGUCUUAGCCGUUAUUCGAAGCACAGCUUGCAACCAUGUCGGCCGAAGUGCCAGUCUUAUAGCACCGAAUGGCCCCAGCCAAGCUGACGUUAUUCGUGCAGCGAUUGCCAGAGCGGGCAUCAAGCCGGCUGAUAUUUCCUAUGUGGAGACUCAUGGAACUGGCACGGCUUUGGGAGACCCAAUCGAAGUGCACGCCCUGAAAAGCGUGUUCGCCAGUGGGAGAGCAAAAGAUGCCCCGCUUAUACUUGGAGCUCUGAAGACCAAUAUUGGCCAUCUGGAAGGGUCUUCGGGAAUUGCCGGGCUGAUUAAGGCGGUUCUGGUGUUGCAGAACAAAACUGUUCCUCCCAAUAUCCACUUCAAAAAGCUGAAUGAGCACAUAAACAUCUCCGACUUCCCUGUCCAGUUCCCCACAGAUGCUGUCCCACUGGCUGCAAACGGUUCAAUAAAACGACUUCUUGCCGGUGUUAGCUCGUUCGGAUUCGGAGGGGCCAACGCCCAUGUAAUUCUCGAAGAAGUGCCAGCCAACCUCCGUUCUAUUGAGAGGCCCGUCAGCAGACAAAAGAUUUGCUUCAUGUUUACUGGACAGGGUUCGCAAUAUGUUAAUAUGGGUAAGGCGCUAUAUGAGGAGAAUCAGGUAUUCCGACAGUGCUUGAUUAAGGCGAGCGAAAUUGUUCUUGGCAUUAUGGGCGUGUCCAUUAUCGACAUUCUCUAUCCAUCACCUCAGAAGGAGAGUGAAGCGAAGACGCUUCUUGCCAGCAGCACCAUUUCUCAGCUUGCUUUAUUUGCAUUUGAAUAUGCGCUGGCGGAGCUGUGGAUGUCAAAAAAUGUCUUCCCCGACAUGGUUCUGGGCCACAGUCUUGGAGAAUAUGUGGCGGGGUGCGUGGCGGGAGUCUUGAAGCUUGAGGAUGCUCUUAAUCUGGUAGCCAGUCGAGCGAAAAUAAUGGCAGAGUUACCCUCAAUGGACGGCGUUAUGGCAGCAGUUCGUGCUACAGAAGAGCAGGGCGAGAAAGCCAUAGCCGAUUUUUAUGGAGAAAAGCAGAGGAAGUCAUCGGUUGCUGUUGUUAAUGGCUUAAAAAGCAUCGUUCUUUCCGGCCCACGAAAGGAUGUGCAAGCAAUUCUGGAGAAAAUGAAUGCUUCCUCUAGGGCAAAGUUUCUAUCCGUUUCUCACGCAUUCCAUUCACCCUUGGUAGAACCAACAUGUGAGCCCUUCAAGAAAGUGGUAGAGCAAGUGCAGCUCCAUGCACCGCACAUUGAAAUGAUCUCAACAGUCACAGGACAACUUUGUGAUGAGGCUCUUCGGCAACCUGACUACUGGGCUGAGCAAAUCACCAAGCCAGUUAGGUUUUGUGACGCUAUCCAGCAUUGUGUAGCAAAUGGAGCUACCUUACUAGUAGAAAUAGGGCCUCGUCCUACGCUUACUUCUAUGGGAAGGGGUUGUCUCAAGGAGCAGGCUGAUAGUGCUCUCCAGUGGAUCAACAUGGUCGACCCAGAAGGGGUCAAGAUCGAAACAAUUGAUGCCGUCGCCGCUGCAGCAGCAAAAGGUGCGAAGCCAGCGUCGGUCGUUUUCAAUAGGAAGUACUUCCCGUGGAGGGACAUUUGCCACCCGUUGCUGGGCCGCAAAGUUGCUCACGAGGAUGGUCGCGUGGACUUUGUUGGUGGCAUGAGCGAGGAGGCAGAGUCGCUUUUCAUUGAUCAUGUUGUGAAGGAUCAGCCGAUGUUGCCAGCAACUUCCAUGCUGGAGCUCAUGGCAGUAGCCUCCAGAGAGGUCCUAGACAAGGGAGCAACGGCGACACCACCAUGCUUGUCUCAGCUCGUCUUCGAAAAGCCACUCAUCUUCCAGCCAGGCUCCAACACUUCCAUCUCUGUAUCAGUUGACUCCCACUGCCAAGUACGCUUGCUAAGUAGCUCAGAAACAGAUGAGGGGGAGCAGCAGGUCCACGCAUAUGCACAAAUCCUCACAAGCUCCAUAGAGAUACCAGACGUCGAUAGCAAGACUAUCCUGGAGGCGUGCCCCGAUGAAGUUGAUAUGUCCUCAGCCUACGCUGAGCUACAGAAAGCUGGCUUGUCGUAUGGUCCACGGUUCCGCACUGUUAAGCGCGCAUUUAAGGGUGAGAAUGCAGUUGUUGGUCUACUGCAAGCAGUGAGCCCGAAGAAUUUCGAGCGUGGCUUCCGUCUUCACCCUGCUGUUAUGGAUGGUGCGCUACAACUCUCCGCAAUUUUGCUAUCAGAUGAAGGGCAGCGCAAGGCUAUGAUUCCUUUUUCCAUCGAAUCCGUGACUAUACUCAGUGCAAGCUCAGAAAAGGAAAUAUGGGCCCGGGUUUCCCUUUUGUCUCGUACCCCAACUGCAGCAACUGUUGAUGCUCAGCUUUUCACAUCGGAUGGCAAGGUAGUAUCAGACUUCAGUGGGGUCACCUUCCGACAGAUAGACAUGGAGCCUUCAGCUGCGAUUCCCCGCGAUCUUCUGUGGCACAUUGAAUGGAUUCCCUCGUCAAAGCUGGAUUCGCAAAGUACGACAGAGGCAGAAAGCGAGGGUGUCAGCCAACUAUCUCCACUCAACAGCGACGCCCAACGCCCUGCGCAGCCGAACGCAGCCGAUGCAGAUGCUAUAAGCUCUCACACUGACGAAGGGGGGCCCUGCUCUACGGAUACUUGCAGUACAGCGGAGCCAGCACGACCAGCAAUUAUUUUCAUUGACUGUACUGGGGAUCAUGAAGCUUUGCGUGAUGACUUUUCGGACAACGAAGAGACAACCAUUGUUUGGCUCUCAAAACCAACAGCUGAAACCGUUGCCAACGUCCUGCCAUUGCCGGAUGCCUCUUCACCUAUAGAGUCAGACAAAGUAAUUUUUGUUCUCGCUCUUAGCACAGCUUCAAGCCCUCAAGAUAUUCUUUCGUCUGUCCUGGACGUAACCAAGGUUAUGGCUACACAGAAAACAGCCCAGUUUUACCCUGCAUGGAUCUUGACCUGCGGAGCCCAAGGACCAACGUAUGAUUGCGUGCAUCCCCAGAAUGCAGGGAUCUGGGGUCUUGUUCGCUCCAUUCGCCUGGAGGUAGACGCUACUGGUGCAUCGCACUUUAUUGGGUGUGCGGACAUAGAAGAAGGACUGGAUCUUACCAGAGCUGUAAACGAAAUCAUCGACCAACACCUGGUGUAUCCUCAAGAAACCGAGAUGCUCGUCCGUUCAGCAGAGUCAGGAACUGGCAUCCAAGUUCUUUUUCCUAGGCUCAACCGUUCUUCCUUGGUUGUACGUGGCCCACUGGAGCUCCAUUUGCCCGACCGUGGAGCAGUAACGAACUUAUCUCUUCGCCCCCAAGCACCUAUGCAGCGCAGCUCCCUCGAGCCCUAUCAGUGUCGUAUUCGUGUACGCGCUAUAGGAUUAAAUUUUCGAGAUGUACUUAAUGUUAUGGGUCUGUACCCCGGAGACCCCGGGCAACCCGGUGCUGACUGCGCAGGCACGGUCGUGGCAGUUGGCAGCCAGGUUUCUGGCCUGCAAAUUGGCGACAGUGUUUACGGAAUCGCUCAAGGUUGUCUGAAGACAUUCGUCACGGCGCCUGCUGAACUAUUGAGGAGAAUGCCUGCUCCAUGCUCCUUUGAGGAAGCAGCCGCAUUACCUGUUAUCGCAGCUACUGUUGACUAUGCAUUUGCCCAACUGGCUGAUGUUAAGGAAUCUGACAGGGUGCUUAUACACACGGCAACAGGAGGCGUGGGACUGAUUGCUAUCCAGUACUGCCAAAGGGUGGGGGCGACAGUCUAUGCAACCUGCAGCGGCGGAGCCAAGGAAGAAUACCUGCGGUCCGCUGGAAUUCAGUAUAUCACGACAAGCCGCGAUGCGGCGACUUUUGCAAAGGAUAUGCGUGAGUUCCUAGGGCCAGAUGGGCACGUCGACGUAGUGCUGAACACACUCGUGGACGACUAUAUCCCAGAGUCUCUCAAACUGCUCGGACCAAAUGGACGCUUCAUGGAGUUGGGCAAGAGGGGCAUUUGGACUCGUGAGCAAGUGAAGGAGGCUCGUCCAGAUGUGAUGUAUGAGACAAUAGCUGUGGACACCAUGAUGGAAGAAGACCCCGCUUGGUUUGGUGGAAUGCUUGACAGAAUCCGGGAGAGCGUCGAGAGUGGUCGGCUCUCCAGCCUUCCACUGAAAGUAUUUGACAUGGAAGAUCCUGUUGAGGGAGGAGUGGCUGCAUUUAGGUACCUACAGAGAGCCCAGCACAUCGGAAAAGUUAUUAUUCGAAUGCGUAGUGCCCUGCAACCAAUCGAUGGAUCCUACUCUACAGAAACGCCUGCAGAUGUGCCCGCAUCCCCGAUAGCCCUAAAGACGACGUCUGAGGCUGACAAGUCGUAUGUCAUCUCAGGUGGUCAUGGAGCGCUUGGUCUAGUCGUUUGCAAAAUGCUCAUAGAGGAAGGCGCUAGGCACAUUGCACUGCUUUCGCGGUCUGGGGAGCCAUCCGCUGAAUUGAAGGAAGGAGAAACCUGGCAAUAUUUGUUGAGUGCCCAACCAAACAUUCAAAUCAAGCACGUAAAGUGCGACAUGAGCAAGAAAGAAGACGUCAGAAAAGCAUUUGAAGAAAUUCAAUCUGGCGAAUGGCCUCCGGUGCGCGGAAUAUUCCAUGCAGCAGGAGUGACUGAUGACAAAGCUCUCGCGGAGCAAGACAAGGCGUCGAUUGAGAAGGUUUAUGGUCCAAAGGUAUUGGGGGCCUGGAACUUGCACGAGGUGUGCGAGGAACUGGACUUGAACAAGGACCUCGAAAUCUUCCUGAUGUUCUCGUCGGUCACAGCCAUUUUAGGAAACUUUGGCCAGGCGAACUAUGCAGCAGCCAACUCUUGCCUUGACGCUAUAGCUGCUUGGCGCCGGUCUAUAGGAUUGUGUGGUCAGAGCAUCCAGUGGGGUCCGUGGGUGGAGCAUGGAAUGGCAGCUGGGCUGAAAUCUCUCCUGGAGAAAGCGGGCAUGAGGGGAAUUACUGAAGACCUAGGCAGCAGGGUCCUUCAGGACGUUAUGCGCAGUGGAGACCGUUACGGAAUUUUGAUGUGCCAAUCCUUCAGGUGGAGAAGCUUCCUUAUGAGGUAUGACAAAGUUCCAGCGUUGCUCAAAAACGCAACACGUGAUUUCCAAGUUACCUCCACUGCUCUUCCAAUUCUUAGCUCAAUGAACUCUCAAGAACGGCAUUCCUUCGUUGAGAAAAAGGUCAUCGAGCUUGUCAUGGCAUCACUAGGUCUUGCGGCACCUCCGGCAAUGGACCAGCCUCUGCAUGAAUUAGGCAUCGAUUCCAUUGGUGCUGUCGAGCUCAGAAACUCUCUUUCCAGCACCCUUGGAAUCAAACUUCCCGCAACGGCCAUGUUUGACUAUCCAACUGUGGGGGCGAUGAUCGGCUACGUCAACAAAACCAUAGCCGAACAAUUUUCGGGCCAUAAGCCUACACCAAUGCCUAGCAGCUUCGGCAAAGUUUCAAAAGCAGACAGGAGAGUGGCCACCAUUGCUAUUGUAAGCGCAGCUUGCCACAUGCCAGGUGGAUCAACAAGUACAGCCCGUUUCUGGGAGAUGCUGCAAGCAGGAACAGACUGCAUGGAUGAAAUCCCACUGGACAGGUGGAAUAUGUUUGCAUUUUACGAUCGUGAUCCCGAUCAUCCCGACACCACGUAUGCAAAGCUCGGUGCUAUGGUUGAGCACGCUUUCCACUUUGACAAUUCGCUAUUCAACGUCAGCAAUAUCGAGGCAAAAGUAAUGGACCCUCAACAACGUAUCUUGAUGGAAGUGGCCUAUGACACAAUUUGGUCCGCUGGAUUCGGUAAAACGGACUUGGUUGACCAGGAAAUUGGCUGCUUCGUGGGCUGUUGCAAUUCUGAUUGGCACAUGCUUGACAUUCCCUCUGGUUCCUUCACAGGCACUGGUGGAGCCCCUUCAAUAAUUUCAAACAGAAUCUCCUACGUUUUCGGUCUCAAGGGGCCUUCUCUGACAGUUGACACCGCUUGCUCUUCGUCCCUUGUGGCCCUGGACAAUGCAGCUACCAAGCUGCAUGAAGGGUGCUGCACAGGGGCUCUCGUUGGAGGCGUGAAUAUUAUGCUAUCGCCAAAUCUUUUUAUUUGCUUUGCAAAAGCCCGGAUGAUAUCUCCAGACUGCCGCUGCCGCUCCUUUGACCAACGUGCGAAUGGCUAUGCUCGAGGCGAAGGCGCUGGAAUGGUCUUCUUGCGUCCCCUUGAAGAGGCUUUAAAAGAUGGAAACCCCAUUCUGGCCACCCUGAGAGGCUCCGCUGUGAACCAUGGAGGCAGGAGCGCUAGUCUUACCGCUCCUAGUGGUCCCGCUCAGCAAGCUGCAAUACGUGCAUGUCUGGUCCAAGGAGGCAUUCAGCCGCACGAAGUGACAGUCUUAGAGGCUCAUGGUACAGGCACGUCUCUUGGCGAUCCAAUUGAAAUGGGCGCUGUUCGCGCCGUUUAUGGUAUUGGAAGGACUGCUGAAAGUCCCUUGUUUAUUGGUGCUCUCAAAACCAAUAUUGGGCACUUGGAGGGUGCUGCAGGAAUAGCAGCUCUGAUUAAGCUCAUGCUCUGCCUUCGGCAUCGCGAGAUUCCCCAAAAUCUCCAUUUCGAGAAACUCAAUUCAUACAUUGAGCUGGACGAUAUGCCGGUAGUCUUCCCUAAAGCAUCCAUGGGUCUGACGGGGAGCUCAAAGCUUUUAGGUGCUGUAAGUUCCUUUGGCUUCGGCGGUGCCAAUGCACAUGCUGUACUGGAGGAGUAUGUUCAGCUCGAGACGACGGCAAAGCGGAGGGAGCCAAUUUCAUGGUCUCGCAAGAGAUUUGCCCACCGGGGAACACUGCAUCCUCAUGUUGCCCGGGUUAGGGAGACAGACGUCGGUGAUACUGUCUAUGAAGGAGAGGUCCGAAGGGAGCAUUUCGAAGUCAUGGCUCAGCACAAGCUUCAAGAGCGGCCAGUUAUGCCAGGCGCACUGUAUUUGGAGGCCAUGGCUGCUGCUGUCAGCUGCAAGCGCAUGAAGCCGUCAGGCUGUAUAUGCCCAGUAGAAACAGAUCAUUCAAAAACAGUGAUAUUGGAGGAGAUAGAGUUCCAGCGGCCCAUGCUUCUAGAAAAGCCAGUUACGGAUGGACUGCAUGACACGCAGAGGCUGUUUGUAACUGUAUCCCCAGGGGGACAAGUGACUUUGUCUAGUUCUAAAGGUGAGGAGGACGAAACUUUUGUUCACGUGACCUGCCGACACAUCAAAGACGCUCAUCAAGAGAAAGAAACGCCAUCAUCUGCGGAGCUACUAAGCAUAUUUGAGCAGGACAAAAACCGUCAGGUUGUGGAUGUGGAGCAAAUGUACCAGCGCAUCAAAGAUAAUGGGCUUGUUCUUGGUCCCAAAUUCCGAGUCGUUAAGCAUAUGGAAUGUGGACCCUCGAGUGCAAAACUGCGGCUUGAGCUGCCCGGCCCCAUCACUGUAGGCGAAACUGGUUACCGUUUCCAUCCAUGCGUUCUAGACGGAACAUUCCAAACCGUGGGAGCUUUGGUGCUGUCACACGAUCUUGCAGCUGCAAAGAAGGAGUCUCUGCAGCCUCGGCCGUCACGGCUUAUGAUUCCCUUCAUGAUCCAGCGGGUGGCUAUGGGGUCCAUGAAUGGUGUGCAUAAAGCCCUUCUUGCUCACGUAGCUCUCGUGAAACGCGAUGCAAGUCAGGCAGUGAUGGACAUCAAUAUUAUGACUGAAGACGGGGAUUGGGUAGCCAGCAUUACGCAUCUCACGAUGCGGGCUGUUGACCCAGUUCCUGCAGCUGAGAUUCCUCGAGAGUUGUUGUGGCACUCCCAGUGGCAGAAGUUUAAGACACUGCCGAGCAUUCCAGAAGAUGCGAAUCUGAAAAUUGUUGUGAUCGACUUCAGAGCAGUGAAAGAUGAGACGCUUGCUCAAAUCGACGAGCUUGUGAAACCAUGGAGCUGUACACUUAUGAGCAACCCUACUGUGGAGGAUUUAACACCACUGGUCGUCACAGGGACUGAUGAUUCAGCACAGGAGACGACUGUUAUUGUAGUCGCGGCGACCACAACUGCAGCUAACGACACCUCAGUUGUUGCAGGCCUUACAGUUGUCUGCAAGGCUGCACAUCGGGCCAUAAUGGCUGACAAGACGGCAGUGCUAAGGCCCAUCUGGAUUAUCACCCAUGGUUUAUUCGCAACUGAAGGACAACGUGGAGGCUGCUCCCAAGCAGGUGCUUGGGGUUUUGCACGUGCUGUGCGCUUAGAGACGGCAGCUCAGCUGGGAAGGCUGAUUCCACUCGGUUGUGUGGAUGUUGAAGAUCCAAAACUAUUGCCUCAGACCUUGUAUGCUUUGGCUACGAUUCAAGAAACAAAGCCAUAUGAACCAGAGCUGCUUGCGUGCACCCAACUUGCUGGAGGAAUGGAUGAUGAUGAAGCUCCUGCUAGUAGUGGGACGGAAACAGCGCCAGAACUCCCGCCAGAAACGCCUUCCAUCUUCGUUCAUAGACUUGCAAAGUGGAAGAAGGGUGUCCGAGGACCUGUCGAACUGCAUCUCCCUGAUAGAGGAGCCAUAGCGAGCCUCGUCUUGAGGGCUCAAUCAGUCGGCCAUAGGAAGCAGCCAAAGGGAAAUAUGGUGGAAGUUAGAGUGCGUGCCAUUGGCUUAAACUUCCGCGAUGUCCUAAAUGUUAUGGGACUAUAUCCUGGGGAUCCAGGGCCACCAGGGUCAGACUGCGCUGGAAUGGUUGUCGCAGUGGGUCCGGAAGUGAAGCGAUUAAAACUAGGUGACACAGUGUUUGGCAUUGUUCCUGGGUGCUUGAGGACAUUUGCAGUGACGAGCGAAGAUUUGCUGUGGAAACUGCCCGAAGGCUUGUCUUUCUCUGAAGGUGCGACCCUUCCAGUUGUGGCUACGACGGUGCAGCAUGCACUUGGUGACAUUGCUCGGGUCAAAGCAGGCGAUAAGGUCCUAAUACAUGCAGUGUCUGGAGGUGUUGGCCUCCUGGCGAUUCAGCACUGUAAGCGCGUUGGAGCUAUCGUCUAUGGUACUUGCGGCAGUGAGGCUAAGACAAAGUACGUGAAGGAGCUAGGGGUACAAUAUGUGACAUCAAGUCGCAAGCCGGAAAUAUUUGUCAAAGACAUGCGGAAGUUUCUUGGGGAGAACGGGAAGGUUGACGUCGUGCUCAAUUCCCUGCUAGAGCCUUUCAUAUCUUCCUCACUUUCUUUCCUGGCGGAAAACGGUAUUUUCAUCGAGCUCGGCAAAAGAGGUAUUUGGACUCACGAACAAAUGAAGGCAGCACGACCAGAUGUUCAAUACGAGACUGUAGCUGUUGAUCUUAUGAUCGAAGACAACCCUCGCUGGUUCGCUCUCCAACUACACCGUAUGACGCAGCGACUGGAGUCUGGCGCCCUCAGCCCUCUUCCAGCAACAGUUUUUGAUAUGACUGACCAGCAGGACGGAGGCGUUGCUGCAUUCCGGUUCCUUCAAAAGGCGCAGCACGUCGGGAAAGUGGUUUUGGCGAUACCCAGUGCUCUCUCUCCAAAGGUGCACGCCGCCACCCUGGCGAAGUCCUACAUAAUCACAGGCGGUCAUGGAGCGCUUGGUCUAGUCGUUUGCAAAAUGCUCAUAGAGGAAGGCGCUAGGCACAUUGCACUGCUUUCGCGGUCUGGGGAGCCAUCCGCUGAAUUGAAGGAAGGAGAAACCUGGCAAUAUUUGUUGAGUGCCCAACCAAACAUUCAAAUCAAGCACGUAAAGUGCGACAUGAGCAAGAAAGAAGACGUCAGAAAAGCAUUUGAAGAAAUUCAAUCUGGUGAAUGGCCUCCGGUGCGCGGAAUAUUCCAUGCAGCAGGAGUGACUGAUGACAAGGCUCUCGCGGAGCAAGACAAGGCGUCGAUUGAGAAGGUUUAUGGUCCAAAGGUAUUGGGGGCCUGGAACUUGCACGAGGUGUGCGAGGAACUGGACUUGAACAAGGACCUCGAAAUCUUCCUGAUGUUUUCGUCAGUCGCUGCGCUUUUGGGAAACUUUGGCCAGGCGAACUAUGCAGCAGCCAACUCUUGCCUUGACGCUAUAGCUGUUUGGCGCCGGUCUAUAGGAUUGUGUGGUCAGAGCAUCCAGUGGGGUCCGUGGGUGGAGCAGGGCAUGGCAGCCGGCUUAAGACAAGAAAUAGAAAAGGUUGGCCUUCGUGGACUAACGAAUGAUGUCGGCCUUCGUGUUCUUGUGGAUUGUUUGCGAGGAGGGGAGAUGCCCGUGCCGGUACUUUGCCAAGCCUUUAGAUGGAAAAAGUAUAGUGAACAAUUCGACACCAUGCCGCGCUUUUUCGAAUAUGUGGAACUUGAUGUGACAACCCCGGCGGCACUGCGCCAGCUGUACAGCUCAAUGACUCCGGAGCAGCUUAAGGAGCACGUCACCAAAGUAGUUAUUGACACAGCGAGGCAAGUUUUGGGUGCAGCGGAGGUUCCACCUCUUGACUCUCCUCUUCAGGAGUUGGGCAUUGACUCCUUGGGUGCCGUGGAGCUACGUAAUGGACUUGCUCAGAGACUUGGAGUCAAGCUAUCAGCAACGACUCUCUUCGAUUACCCGACUAUUGGGGCGAUAAUUACCUACAUCCAAAAUCAGAUUUCCGGAAACAUUGCCUCAGGGUCAUCAGAACAACCGACAUCAGCGAUGUCUCUCAUGAGCCACACGCAAGGGCUUGCCGUCAUUGGAGCAUCAUGCAGACUUCCAGGGAACAGUGAGAGCCCUGCGCUACUGUGGGAAAUGCUUUUAAGAGAAAAAGACUGUGUUUCCGAGAUCCCGUUGACUCGCUUCGAUGUUGACUUAUUUUAUGAUGCCGAGAUAGAUGCGAAGGGGAAAAUGUAUGUACGGAAGGCCGCAUUCAUGGACAACGCCGAAAUGUUUGAUAACAGCUUUUUCAAUUUGUCUGCUGCUGAGGUUAAUUAUAUGGAUCCGCAGCAGCGAAUGGCACUGGAGGUGGCAUAUGAUGCCUUCUACACAGCGGGCUAUACACGCGACACACUUGUGGGAAAAUCAAUCGGGGUGUGGAUUGGCUGUUGCAACUCGGACUGGCAUUUCCUUGAGCAGCAGUCCGACCCCUUCAAAAGCAGCAGCUAUUCAGGUCCUGGCGGUUCCGGUUGUUUGGUUUCAAACCGAGUCUCCUAUGUAUUCGGUAUUAACGGGCCGAGCAUGACAAUUGACACUGCGUGCUCUUCCUCUCUUGUGGCAAUGGACUCAGCCUUUCAAGGGAUCCGCCUCGGCUACUGCAACGGAGCUCUGGUGGCAGGAAUCAAUUUGAUGCUUUCGCCACAGUUGUUUUUAGCAUUCUGCAAAGCACGUAUGCUCUCGCCAGAGUGCCGCUGUGCUACGUUCGACGCAGCUGCUAAUGGUUACGUACGCGGAGAGGGUGCAGGAGCAGUGGUCAUUAGACCACUUCAGGACGCCGAGGCAAGUGGACAAAAAAUACUUGCGGUACUUAAGGGAACAGCUGUCAGCCACAAUGGCCGCAGUGCCAGUUUGACUGCUCCGUAUGGCCCCAUGCAGCAGGAAUGCAUGAAGCUAGCCUUACGUCACGCAAAUGUAAAUCCAAAAGACGUUCGCUAUGUCGAAUCCCACGGAACAGGUACUUCUCUCGGUGACCCAAUUGAGAUGGGUGCCAUCCGAGCAGUCUAUGGAACAAAUAGAAAUGACAGUAAUCCCUUGAUUGUUGGUGCCCUCAAGUCGUACAUCGGACACUUGGAAGGAGGAGCUGGUAUUGCAAAUGUAUUGAAGGUUCUCGUUUGCCUGGCAAACCGUGCUGUACCUCCUAAUCUACACUAUACAACUCCAAAUCCCUUCAUGGAUAUCGAGGACUUCCCUCUUGUAUUGCCGAAUUGCGUAGUACCCCUAGAGCCCGCACCUAAUAAAUCCAAAGUGCUUGCCGGCACUAGCUCUUUCGGAUUCGGCGGUGCAAAUGCUCACGUAGUGCUGGAAGAGUAUAUUGCAACAACUGGAAGGGCUGCCGUCAAGCAAGGAGCAGGGAAGCGAAAAAUCGCGUUUUUCUUCACAGGGCAAGGCAGUCAAUACGUUAAUAUGGGAAAGGAACUGUAUGAGAAUGAACCGGUCUUCAGGGAGGCAAUGGAUGAAUGCAGUCAUCUUCUCGAAGAAUUGCUGCCGGUACCAUUGCUGGAAGCGAUUUACCCGACCAAGGACUCCAAAGGUCCGUCACUUCUUGAGCAAGCUCUUUACGCCCAAACGGCAAUCUUUGCUGUUGAAUAUGCCCUUCUGUGCCUCGCUAAAAACAAAGGUUUGGAGCCUGAUGUUGUACUGGGCCACAGCAUUGGCGAGUACGCUGCAGCUGUUGCGGCGGACGUCAUGAACGUAAAGGAUGCCCUCCAUCUUCUUGUCGAGAGAGGACGAAUUAUGCAAGAAUUGCCUGCUCGUGGAGGGGUAAUGAUUGCUUGCCGCUGCUCCCAGGAGGAGGCACAGAAAGCCCUUGACAGCGUUGGAGAUUCCGCAAAAACAGCAGAAGUAGCAGUUGUCAACGGUCCCAGAAGUAUUGUGCUGGCUGGUGAAGAGCCUGAUGUCCUCAAGGUUGUUGGUGCUCUUGGUAUUGGUGAGCGGUACAAGAAGCUUAACACAACACACGCCUUCCACAGCAGCUUGGUUGCUGAUGCGGUCAAGCCAUUCAGAGAAGCCCUUGUUGGGGUUCCUCUUAAGCCACCAACAGUGACAUAUGUCUCCACAGCACUAGGGACGACGUCGAUGACUGAAGUGACAACUGCGGAUUAUUGGGCUGAACAAAUCCGGCUUCCUGUAAAGUACCUGCACGGUGUUCGUGCGGUACUAGAUUGCGACGUCUCGAUUAUUGUUGAGCUGGGUCCCAUGCCAACGUUGAUUACCAUGGCUCAGCAGUCCCUAAAGGCUUCUGACAUUCUGUGUUUGUCACUCCUCGACCCGAAGACUUCAGACACUCAACAAGUUGCAAACAGUAUUAACGCAUUGUUUUCGAAUGAAGAACGCCGCCAUGAAUGGAAACGGCAGGCUUUCCCAUGGUUCAAGCUUACGACGCCGCUUGUUGAUAAUGUGCAGAGAGAAGGCAGCACAGAGGCAACAGCAACGACUGUCCUAGACGCCCAUGUAUUAGACCUGCUGCAAGACCACGUUGUAAGCCAAACUCCCAUCAUGCCCGGUGCGGGGUUCUUGGAAAUUAUGAGCAGCGCAGCCUUCAUGCACUACGACGGCAAGAUUCCAAGUACAGCAACAGUGCUAACAGAUGUCGAAUUCGACCGUCCGAUGCGGUUGCUUGACCCGGAAAGUGCUCAGAAGGGACACGAGCCGACCGUUGCUGUGAUCGCCACAGUUAACAAAGACGAAGUCCAAGUCAAAAGCCAGCUUGAGGAAGAUGACGAAGCCCACGUUCACUGCCGAUCUUCUGUUCGGCUAGCCCCAGCUGACACCGUUUUCGACUUGACAGAAGGCUGGGGAUUUUUAGAUGAAGCAAAGAAGCGCAUACCACAGGCAGUUCCCCCAGAAGAAAUUUACAGUACAAUGGCUUUAUCUGGGCUUCAAUACAAGAAGCGUUUCCAGACCAUUCGGGAGGCCUACCGGAGUCCAACCGAAGCGAUCUGUAGGUUGCAGGUUCAACAGCCGUUUCUACCAUUCGAAAGAACGUUCCGCUUCCAUCCAGCCCUGCUGGAUGGCGCCAUUCAGUCUGCUUCAUUGCUUCUUGACGACGUGCAUCCGACCCGACCUAUGGUUCCUGUGGGCAUUCGCAAGGCGACAAUGUCCCGACUGCCACCAGACGUUCUGGUUUGGAGCCACGCCAUCUUGAAGAAGAAGGAUUCCAGCAUGGCGGUUCUCGAUAUAACGAUAUAUGGAGGUAAAGGAAGGCCGUAUGCAGCCCUUGAGGAUUUGACCCUGCGUGUGGUCGACAUGUCACGGAGAGCCACUAUUCCGAGAAAUCUUCUGUGGGAAGUUAGUUGGCGACCACGCUUCUCCGACUCAGAAGUAGCGGCUGCUGAAUCCACCAGAAACAGCGGCGAAAGCUCUCCAGGCCACAGCCGCGGCCAGCAGGAUGACAUUGAGACUCGCACUACGUCCCCUCAGUCUGAUUCUCACCCGAGUCGAGCUGUCCCGAUACUGUUGCUCGGUUGCCCUGAGGACUUUGUAGAGGGCCUAAAGGAAUGCACUAACUCUAUACCCUUCCAAGUGGCAACUGUAGAGGAGUUGCAAGGCACUCUCGACCAGAAGGGAGCUGAAAGCAAGGUGUGGAGUGGGGUAAUCUACAUGGGCGCUCUGGAUAAGUCGCGCGCAGAGGUUGACUGCAUUGCAGACUGUUUGACCAUCUCUAAAGCCUUGGCACAGGUUCCAGCUCACAUUGAAAUUCCUCCUACAUAUGUAGUGACUACAGGGCAUGUCCAAGCAGUAGAUGAAGACACAUUUGUCAAUCCAACCCAUGCAGGUGUCUGGGGUUUCUGCCGUUCCGCCCGGCUUGAGGUAGAGAAUACAAUAGGGCGUCCAGUCCAAUUGGGAUGCAUAGACGUUCCUCCAGACGCGGCAAAAGAACCAACAGUGAUUGCGAACAUUAUUACCCAAGCUAUACGAGAUGAUGCUUCUUCUCCAGAACUUGAAAUCUGCGUGCGCAACGGAGUACAGUAUGUUCCUCGCUUGACAAAAUCCUCCAUAGAGUGCCGUGGUUCCCUCGAGUUAUUUAUGGGUAACCGUGGAGCCUUGAGUAUGCUGAAACUUCGCCCUCUGCCUGCUUCAGCGAGGGCCGACUUGCCUGAAGGAUGCGUCGAGGUGCGAAUUCGCGCUGUUGGUUUGAACUUCCGAGAUGUGCUCAACGUUAUGGGACUAUACCCUGGGGAUCCAGGUCUUCCUGGAGCUGACUGUGCAGGUACUGUUGUACGCGUCGGACCAGGAGUGACCAGAUUCAAACUAGGUGACUGCGUCUACGGCAUAGUACCGGGAUGCUUAAGAAGCUUUGCAAUAACAUCUGCGGAACUAAUACGUUUAAUGCCAGCUGGUUUCUCAUUUGAAGAGGCCGCGGCUCUUCCCGUAGUUGCAUCUACAGUGGAAUACUCUUUAGGAGAUCUGGCGAAGGUGAAGGCAGGCGACAGGGUGCUAAUACAUGCAGUCACUGGCGGUGUAGGCAUAACCGCUGUUCAGUACUGCCAGCGGAUGGGCGCUAUUGUCUACGGAACAUGCAGUGGUGGCCGCAAGGCUGAGUAUGCCAAGUCUUUAGGGCUUGAACACGUAAGCACCAGCCGAGAUGCGUCGACUUUUGCAAAGGAUAUGCGUGAGUUCCUAGGGCCAGAUGGGCACGUCGACGUAGUGCUGAACACACUCGUGGACGACUAUAUCCCAGAGUCUCUCAAACUGCUCGGACCAAAUGGACGCUUCAUGGAGUUGGGCAAGAGGGGCAUUUGGACUCGUGAGCAAGUGAAGGAGGCUCGUCCAGAUGUGAUGUAUGAGACAAUAGCUGUGGACACCAUGAUGGAAGAAGACCCCGCUUGGUUUGGUGGAAUGCUUGACAGAAUCCGGGAGAGCGUCGAGAGUGGUCGGCUCUCCAGCCUUCCACUGAAAGUAUUUGACAUGGAAGAUCCUGUUGAGGGAGGAGUGGCUGCAUUUAGGUACCUACAGAGAGCCCAGCACAUCGGAAAAGUUAUUAUUCGAAUGCGUAGUGCCCUGCAACCAAUCGAUGGAUCCUACUCUACAGAAACGCCUGCAGAUGUGCCCGCAUCCCCGAUAGCCCUAAAGACGACGUCUGAGGCUGACAAGUCGUAUGUCAUCUCAGGUGGUCAUGGAGCGCUUGGUCUAGUCGUUUGCAAAAUGCUCAUAGAGGAAGGCGCUAGGCACAUUGCACUGCUUUCGCGGUCUGGGGAGCCAUCCGCUGAAUUGAAGGAAGGAGAAACCUGGCAAUAUUUGUUGAGUGCCCAACCAAACAUUCAAAUCAAGCACGUAAAGUGCGACAUGAGCAAGAAAGAAGACGUCAGAAAAGCAUUUGAAGAAAUUCAAUCUGGCGAAUGGCCUCCGGUGCGCGGAAUAUUCCAUGCAGCAGGAGUGACUGAUGACAAGGCUCUCGCGGAGCAAGACAAGGCGUCGAUUGAGAAGGUUUAUGGUCCAAAGGUAUUGGGGGCCUGGAACUUGCACGAGGUGUGCGAGGAACUGGACUUGAACAAGGACCUCGAAAUCUUCCUGAUGUUUUCGUCAGUCGCUGCGCUUUUGGGAAACUUUGGCCAGGCGAACUAUGCAGCAGCCAACUCUUGCCUUGAUGCGCUCACUUCGUGGCGCCGGUCUAUAGGAUUGUGUGGUCAGAGCAUCCAGUGGGGUCCGUGGGUGGAGCAGGGAAUGGCAGCUGGUCUGCGGCAGCAUCUUGACAAGGCUGGCAUGAUGGGAAUCAGCAAUGAGCUUGGAACACGGAUCUUGCAGGACGUGCUCAAGAGUCCUGGACAAGCUGUCAUCUGUGCCCAGGCUCUGAUGUGGCGCAAGUUCCUCAGGCGCUACGCGUUUGACCCUCCACCUUUCUUCUCAGAUGUGUCUACUGUUACAGCCGUCACAUUCAAUAACACAAUUGACCUGAACUCCAUCAGUAAAGGUGCCCUAGUUGAAAUUCUCGUUGAUGUCGCGCAGGCUGUUUCCGGAUCGGCAGAAAAGCCAAAUGCUACAACACCGCUUAUUGACUUGGGGCUUGAUUCCCUAGGCGCAGUGGAGUUCCGCAACUCUGUUGCAGAAAAGACGGGAGUAAAGCUUCCCCAGAAUCUAAUGUUCGAAAACCCAAGUGUUGAGGACAUUGCCGAAUAUAUAUUGAACAGGGCGAAGUCACCAGAUGGUGCAUCUGGUACAAGAGGGACACUAGUUGAUACACUUCAAAUCAGUAUCGACCAGUGGCUUAUGGCUGUGCUUGUCCCGGCAGAGCGUUAUGCUCUGUAUGUGGACUCGCUUACUUCCGCAUACGGAUCUCUUAGUGACAUGGCUGCUGUCGAAGAUAUUGUAGGUGCCCUUGAGAAACUCGAGGUUACAGCCUCAGAGGACUUUGACCGUUUGAAUGUAGCGUGGCAAGAGCUUCGAGACGCAUAUGCUAACCGUGCUGAAGCCACAGCAGCUGUUAAACGGAAGCCCCGCUUGGCGGUUCGGGUGCCGCACCCAACGGAAGAUGUUGACUCAUUGAUAAGCCAGCUGACAUUCGACGUUCAGGCUCUUGAGCCUCCCACAUCUCCGGAAAACUACAGAACAGCACUUUUGACUGGAGCCACUGGGUUCGUUGGCCGCAUACAACUGUCAGUACUGCUGGAAGCAUCAGACAAACUGGAAGUUGUGUGCAUCGUCCGCGCCAAAGAUGCAAACCAUGCUCUCGACAGGAUUCGGCAAGCAUGCAAAGAGGCCAAGUGCUGGAAAGAGGAAUACUGCAGUCGCAUUUGCCCUCUAUCCGGCGACUUUACUCUUCCGAACUUGGGCCUUGGAGAGGAAAAGUUUGAGGAGCUCUCGAAGAGAGUAGAUGUUGUUUAUCACACGGGAGGAGAUGUCAAUCUACUCAGCAACUAUGCCAGACUGCGUUCUUCAAACGUCCUCUGUAUCUCAGGAGUAAUCGACUUCUGCACAAAAAACAAGUUGAAGCCCUUGCACUUUGCUUCUACUCUUGGGCAGUUCCCAGCCUUCUUUUGUGAAUUCACUGGGGCAUACGAAAAUUACCGUAUUACAGAAGACAGUCGGCCUACCGUAGAGGAAAUGGAUGCCUUCUACCCACCGUUGCGAAUGGGGUACCCCUGGUCAAAGUGGGCCGCUGAGUUAGUCUUGUGUAGCGCACGGGAAAAAGGCCUUCCUGUGUUCCUGUACCGCUUGCCGAACACCUACGUUGCUUACUCGACGGGCUACACCAACCGAACAGACUAUGCUACUGCCUUGAUGAUUUCAACUAUUCAAGAGGGAAUUUUCCCAGUUGGCUGCGCUGCUGCUCCACUGACGCCGGUUGACAUCAUAUGCGAAAUGCUGGUUGGCGUGUCAUUUUUGAAAAAACCGAAGCACUUUGUGUAUCAUCUUUUCGACCCCCGUGCCAUAACAAGGGAGCAUCUAGAAGUCUGGAGUCAAGAGCUUGGCCUCGCGUACAAAGGUGCCAGCGUCGACGAGUUCCUUGCUGCAGUGAAGGCUCGUGGUCCUGAAUCCCCAGUGUUCAAAUUCGUGCCUCUGAUGCAGUUCAUGAGAAAGUACUGGUUUGAUUCAGAACAACGCACAGAUGACUUCCCCAUCGAAACUAAAAACAUAUUUGAUGAGCUGCCGGAUGCCAAGUGGCCAGAUCAAAGGGACGUAUUCAAAAAUUCACUGCUAUACAGUGUACAAUCGGGCUUUUUCCCCAAAAAUUCCAAAGCGAUAAGGGUUGAUCCUGAAGCUUGUUUGGAAGACGCGAAGAAGUUGUCGGGCUUAGACACACUCGGCGAAGACCACGACUACUUCAUGAACCCGUUACGUAUCUUGAAAGACUCUCUUCUGCAGGAGUCCAAUCCGUCAUUUUGCGGCAAGCUGGCCAUGUUUCGCACUGUUCGCCAGCAACUGAUGAAUCUUAUGUACAUGGAAAAGAUGAGGCAUCAGCAUCCCGAAAUAGAGCAGCAGGAGAUUAAGGAGCCACUGAUAAUUGUUGGUCUGAAUCGGACAGGCACAACAUUCCUACAAAACAUUAUGGCAACUGACAUCUCGAACCGCUCAGCCCGUUACUGCGAGAUGAUUGCUCCCUAUGGCAACAAUGGCGAAUACUGCCAGAAGGGCCUCAGCAACGAUCCAGAAUCGUGGAAGCAUGACCCGCGGAUCAAGUUUGCUCAAGAGGUGCUCGAUAGCCAACUAGCUCUCUCCGAGGAAUGGAUUAGCAUUCAUGCACAAAGCGCCGAGCUUCCAGAAGAAGACUUCGUUAUCCUUGAGCACUGCGGCCGAUGCUAUUCAAUAUGUACUGAGUUCAAUGUGCCAUCUUACAGAAAAUGGCUGUAUGCUAAUGACUUCCAGGAGAUGAAAAAUGCCUACAAAUUCCACAAGCGUUUCCUGCAGCAUCUACAAUAUCAGCGGGUGGCAGAUCGGUGGCUUCUCAAGAUGCCAUUCCACCUCUUCACUCUUGAUGCGCUGUUUGAAACGUACCCAGACGCAAGAAUCAUCUUUAUGCACAGGGACCCAAAAGACACUCUAGCUAGCUGGGCUAGCUUGGUAAGGUGUGCUCAGCAGUCCCUCCUUGAUUCCGUCAACCCAGCCGAGCUAGGAAAACUCGAGCUGGAGGCAAUGUCUUCAAUGAUUAAUAGGGCAUUGGAAUUCCGCUCCUCCAGGCCCGAUCUGGAAGGUCAGAUACUGGACGUGCAAUACAAAGAUUUGAUUGAGGAUCCGUUGGGCACUGUAUCGAAGAUCUAUAGCCAUUUCAACAUCCCACUGACUGAACAGGCACGUCUGCGCAUGGCUGAAUUUUACCAAGAAGAUAAGAAGACACGCAACAAACUAUCCAAGCACCAGUACACACUUCAAGAUGUAUCGCUUACAAAGGCUAUGGUGGAGGAAGCUUUCGACCAAUACUAUAAAUCUGGAUUGUGCAAGUACCUGAAGAAAUAA
Molecule: messenger RNA, 28293 nt
Organism: Eimeria tenella
Lineage: Eukaryota; Apicomplexa; Conoidasida; Eucoccidiorida; Eimeriidae
Product: Equisetin synthetase, related
Exons: 15
Coding region: 1-28293 (9430 amino acids)
Biological process (GO): fatty acid biosynthetic process
Molecular function (GO): phosphopantetheine binding; oxidoreductase activity; 3-oxoacyl-[acyl-carrier-protein] synthase activity
Source: RefSeq, a predicted model, not a curated record